UAUUCUAGAGACUUCCUAUGCAACAUGAAUCGCCAUAGCUCGCAUAGGUAUAUAAUGGCUCCGCCUCUCCCGGGGAGGAGGGAAAUUUUUCUAGGGUCUGGGACAUCGUCGCGCAGGUAUAGCGAUCGUCGCGCGGAUGAUCUGUUGGAAUGGAUUCGCCGGCGUGGAGUGAGGGAAUGCAGGAAUCCGGCUUGAGGAGCGCCGCUUCGCCGCAGCCGCUGGAAGCGCUCCAGGGCAAUGCGCCGCCCCCAUUUCUCACGAAGACAUACGACAUGGUGGACGAUCCGGCCACGAAUGGGAUAAUCUCGUGGAGCGCGACCAACAACAGCUUCGUGGUGUGGAAUCCGCCCGAGUUCUCGCGCGAUCUCCUUCCCAGGUACUUCAAGCACAGCAAUUACUCGAGCUUUGUGAGGCAGCUCAACACAUAUGGGUUCAAGAAGGUCGAUCCCGACCGAUGGGAAUUCGCAAACGAGGACUUUCUCCGGGGCCAGAAGUCUCUACUCAAGAACAUCCACCGCCGCCGAAACGUCGGCGGAACGAGCAGCGGCAGCCCGAGAUCGUCGCCCAGUAUCAGCACCGUGGUGGCCGAACAGCAGCCGUGCGUGGAAGUUGGCCAGUUUGGAGGCGUCGAGGGCGAGGUGGAGCGGCUGCGCCGCGAUCGAAACAUGCUCAUGGUGGAGCUGGUCCGGAUGCGGCAGCAGCAAAUCCUCACGCAGCGCGGCAUGCAGCAAAUGAUGCAGCGCCUCCAGGUGACGGAGCAGCGGCAGCAGCAGAUGAUGUCCUUCCUGGCCAAGGCGAUGCAAAACCCGGCCUUCCUCUCGCAGCUCCUCCAGCAGCAAGAGCAGGCCGAGCAGAUCCUAGGCGCACAGGAGCAGCAGCAGCAGCAGCACAAGCAGCAGCAGCAGGAGCUUGCCUCGAGUUCCAAGGUGAAGAAGAAGCGGAGAACUCCCCGGGGAUCUAUGGUGAAGUAUCCAAACUUGCUCAUGGCUAGCGUUAGAGAGUCUAGUGGCACUAGCUCGUCGUCAUCGUCGGGUACUUCGGGCUCCAAUAUGGUGAUUGACUUGUUUCCCUCGUCUGUUGAUGGCUUGGAGGCCGCGGAGGAUGAUCUCGGUGGCCACCGGGUGAUUGACGGGAUGAUCCCAGGGGUGAUUGACGGAAUGAUCCCCGCCGCCAAGGCGAAAGGUGGCGGUGGCGGUGGUAGCAGGGAUCCAGGACUCGAGAGGAUCGGCUCGAGCGGCAGUGGAGUUUUUGGUGCUCCGGAUUCCAGCUUGGGUGAUGAUAGUGGUAGCAUGGCUUUCGAGGUGGAUCCGGCAGGGGAGAUCGAUGAGAGCAGCCUCUUGUCGAGUGAUUUCUUCUGGGAGCAAAUACUCCUGGGGAAGAUCGAGGAGGAGAGCGUCGGGGGGGCCGAGCAAGGAGGAGGUGGAGACGAGGAGGAGGACGAGGAUGAUACUGGUGUGGAUGUAGACCAGCUCGUUGCCAGGCUCGAGAAUGGGAGGCUAUCGCCCGGCAAGGAAAAGUACCCGGGAUGAUCAUCGCGAGAAUCCAGCGUUCUCUUUGGUUGUUUCGUUCUUGACUCGUUCUCGCAAUGUUCUGUAUGACUUUUUUUGCGUUGACUAUAAACAUGAUCGACUACUUUAAACUAA
This is a messenger RNA of Selaginella moellendorffii, 1643 nucleotides long. RefSeq names its product heat stress transcription factor A-2b. Gene Ontology annotation, molecular function: DNA-binding transcription factor activity; RNA polymerase II cis-regulatory region sequence-specific DNA binding. The coding region runs from base 150 to 1529 and encodes 459 amino acids. Gene Ontology annotation, cellular component: nucleus. The transcript is spliced from 2 exons. Gene Ontology annotation, biological process: regulation of transcription by RNA polymerase II. Lineage: Eukaryota; Viridiplantae; Streptophyta; Lycopodiopsida; Selaginellales; Selaginellaceae. The record is from RefSeq and is a predicted model, not a curated record.